This is a messenger RNA of Arvicola amphibius (Eurasian water vole), 2847 nucleotides long. RefSeq names its product solute carrier family 7 member 7 (gene Slc7a7). Gene Ontology annotation, molecular function: L-amino acid transmembrane transporter activity; basic amino acid transmembrane transporter activity. Gene Ontology annotation, cellular component: membrane. The record is from RefSeq and is a predicted model, not a curated record. Gene Ontology annotation, biological process: amino acid transmembrane transport. The coding region runs from base 890 to 2491 and encodes 533 amino acids. The transcript has 10 exons. NCBI's taxonomy places the organism in Eukaryota, Metazoa, Chordata, Mammalia, Rodentia, Cricetidae.
UGUGGGGAAGCCCAGGAGGAGGAUGGAGUACCUGAACAUUGCUCAAGGAGAGACUUAUUUCUUGGCCCCUAGCCCUGGCCCUGUCUAGGUAGAGCCUUCUGUCGGGAGACUUCAGCUUUUGGUUAAUGGGAAGUCCCGGGCAGAACAGUAAACAGAUUCUUUAUUUAAUUCAUUUUUUUUAAAGGAACGGUCUUAGUUAAGUGGGAUAUAGAAAAAAACAAGUGGAGAUCUGGAGAGGGAGGGGCUGAGCAGCUAUUGUGGAGUGAUGAGGACUCUAACAGCACCAGCCUGUACCUGUUUUGUUUCUGUUGUUAAGGGAGGCACAGGGACGAACCCGAUGGAUAGCAGAAAGCAAGCCCUGGGGUCUCAGGCAGAAAGUGUAUUCUUACCAUAGCUCAUAGAGCUUGGUGGUUGGGGAGUCAAGACUCUGAACUGCGGGCAGGUUCCUGGAGGAAGAGGAAGAGUGUUUUAGUGUUGCUGUUGGAGUGGGGAGCGUGGUCGGUCAACACUGGCUGGCUGCUCUGGCACUCCAUGCACGGUAUCCACUUGUGAAUGAAAACUCCUCUAGGCUAUAGAAUGAGCAUAUUUUUUCUGAUAGCCAUGAUGUCCUCAGAGAUGAGCACACCAAAGGACAGGGAAAAUGACAAGGGGUUUGAAGGUUUCUGUGAAACCUGUUUUGGCUGAGCCCUUACAAGGAGAUCCUCAGGGAACGCUGCUUGACCAGGCUGCCCGAAUGGGGCAAGCAUUACUCUGAGAGUCAGGGUCUCAGGGAGAAAAGUGAGCUGCCAGCCCUGGUGACUUCUCCUCUUUGUUGUUAGGCAGCGGUUGAGAAAAGCUGGGAUGUUUCCAUGAAUGGCAGCCUCUUGUGCCUGACUGGCAGGCUGGGAAGAUGAAUCCAUUUGUAGUACUUCCUGAGGGCAAUGCAAUCGAGCUGGUGAAGGCCUUCCUCCUCUCCACCAUGGUCGACACUACCAAGUAUGAAGUGGCUGCCCAGCAUGAAGCAGAUACCUCUGCUCUGGAAGAUGGGGCCAGCCCAGGGGCCGAGCAGGUAAAACUGAAGAAGGAGAUCUCACUACUUAAUGGUGUGUCCCUGAUAGUGGGGAACAUGAUUGGCUCCGGCAUCUUUGUCUCCCCCAAGGGUGUACUCAUGUACAGUGCCUCUUUUGGCCUCUCGUUGGUCAUCUGGGCCGUUGGGGGCAUUUUCUCCGUCUUUGGGGCCCUUUGUUAUGCCGAACUGGGUACCACCAUUAAGAAAUCUGGGGCCAGUUACGCUUAUAUCCUGGAGGCCUUCGGAGGAUUUCUUGCCUUCAUCCGCCUCUGGACUUCUCUACUCAUCAUUGAACCCACCAGCCAGGCCGUCAUUGCCAUCACCUUUGCCAACUACAUGGUGCAGCCCCUUUUCCCGAGCUGUGGGGCUCCCUAUGCUGCUGCCCGCCUGCUGGCUGCUGCCUGUAUCUGUCUCUUAACCUUCAUUAACUGUGCCUAUGUCAAGUGGGGAACCCUGGUCCAAGACAUUUUCACCUAUGCUAAAGUGUUGGCGCUGAUUGCAGUUAUCAUUGCAGGCAUUGUUACACUUGGCCAGGGAGCCACGAGUCACUUCGAGAAUUCCUUCGAGGGUUCAUCGUUUGCAGUGGGUGACAUUGCCCUGGCGCUGUACUCAGCUUUGUUCUCCUACUCGGGCUGGGACACCCUUAACUAUGUCACUGAAGAGAUCAGGAAUCCUGAGCGGAACUUGCCCCUCUCCAUUGGCAUUUCCAUGCCCAUCGUCACCAUCAUCUACCUCUUGACCAAUGUGGCCUAUUACAGUGUGCUCGACAUGAAGGACAUCUUGGCGAGUGAAGCUGUUGCUGUGACCUUUGCGGAUCGGAUUUUUGGAAUAUUCAACUGGACAAUUCCAGUGGCAGUUGCAUUAUCCUGCUUUGGUGGCCUCAAUGCUUCCAUUGUGGCUGCUUCUAGGCUUUUAUUUGUGGGCUCAAGAGAAGGCCACCUCCCUGAUGCCAUCUGUAUGAUUCAUGUUGAGCGGUUCACACCAGUGCCUUCUCUACUCUUCAAUGGCAUCUUGGCACUGGUCUACUUGUGUGUGGAGGACAUUUUCCAGCUCAUUAACUACUAUAGCUUCAGCUACUGGUUCUUUGUGGGGCUUUCCAUUGUGGGUCAGCUUUAUCUACGCUGGAAGGAACCUGACCGGCCUCGCCCUCUGAAGCUCAGCCUUUUCUUCCCCAUUGUCUUCUGCCUCUGCACCAUCUUCCUGGUGGCCGUUCCACUUUACAGCGACACCAUCAACUCCCUCAUCGGCAUCGCCAUCGCCCUCUCAGGCUUGCCCUUCUACUUCCUCAUCGUCAGGGUCCCUGAGCACAAGCGACCGCUCUGCCUUCGCAGGAUUGUAGCCUCCACCACACGGUACCUCCAGAUCCUCUGCAUGUCAGUUGCUACAGAACUGGAUUUGGAAGAUGGAGAGCUGCCCAAACAACAAGGUCGCAAGUCUAAGUAGAGCUUGGAACUCUGAGAUGCGGACAAACGGGUGCUUCUUACGUCCCACUGGCCAGAGCCUCUUUGGAGGUACCCAUCCAGGAGCCCAGUCUCGGCAGCUUCAACUUUGAACUUGCUUUUGAGGGAUGAAAAAUAAUUUAUUUGUUUUGCUAUGUAUUGUUUCAGACUUUAUAAAGGGAUAAUGCAGACUGUGGCAGGAAGCAGGCCACUUCUGGAGCCUGGUUCUGGAAGUGCCUGGGUGUGCCUACCCACUCCUCUUUUCCUUUACAGGGACCAACAAUGCUCCAAACUUGUCUCCUUUAGAGGGACACAAAACUGUCAUAGUUGCAAAACAAUAAAAAGGUUAUGUUCCUACAG